This is a messenger RNA of Opisthorchis viverrini, 648 nucleotides long. RefSeq lists its product as hypothetical. The transcript has 5 exons. NCBI's taxonomy places the organism in Eukaryota, Metazoa, Platyhelminthes, Trematoda, Opisthorchiida, Opisthorchiidae. Gene Ontology annotation, biological process: proteolysis; peptide catabolic process. Bases 1 to 648 code for a protein of 215 amino acids. Gene Ontology annotation, molecular function: peptide binding; zinc ion binding; metalloaminopeptidase activity. Gene Ontology annotation, cellular component: cytoplasm. The record is from RefSeq and is a predicted model, not a curated record.
AUGGUCCCGCGAUCGAUCCAUCAAGCGCUAGUUAAGGUGCGACAUAACCAUAUUUUGCUACGCGGGAGCUUGGCGAAACUGGCGUGUCGAGUCGGCCAUCGUUUGUGCGUCACGAGGGCAAAGCAACUAUAUGCUGAUUGGAUGGCAGAUAACCACACUAACAGAAUACCGCCGUCGCUACGACCAACAGUCUAUUGCACAGCCAUCCAAUGGGGUGGACAGUUGGAGUGGCAGUUCUUGCACAACCAGCUAAAGACGGUGAAUCGCGAUGACGAACUAUCCAAUAUUCGAUAUGCAUUGCCCUGCACAAGAGAUGCAUGGUUACUAAACGAAUACAUAACCUCAUUACUAUCCCGGCAGCCGGCUGAACAGAGUGAAAUCACCGAGGCCAUAAGCCAUGUCGCCCACAAUCCGAUGGGCCAGAUUAUCCUAUGGGACCAUAUUCGAGAAGAGUGGCAACAAAUGAUUUCCGAAUACAUAACCUCAUUACUAUCCCGGCAGCCGGCUGAACAGAGUGAAAUCACCGAGGCCAUAAGCCAUGUCGCCCACAAUCCGACGGGCCAGAUUAUCCUAUGGGACUUUCUUAGAAAGUUUAGAUCUAUUUCGUUCUCGAGGCGUACAUCUGACCAGUUUCUGGCGAUUCGAUAA